GGGUGACUCUGGCUAACAAUUGACCUAUUUAGUAUGCUAAUUAGCGGUCUAAUUAGCUAAUUAGGGUUAUCCUUGAGUUCCAAGGUCUUUGAGCUUGAAGUGAGGGAAAGAUAGGUCCCUAACCUUGACUUAGAACGGUCCAGAACGUGAUUUUGGGUUUUUUCCUUUACUUUGGGACACGAUAGACCUAUUUAAUAUGCUAAUUAGUGGUCUAAUUAGCUAAUUAGGGGUAUCCUUGAGUUCCAAGGACUUUGCCCUUGAAGUGAGGGGAAAGAUAGGUCCAUAACCUUGACAUAGAAUGUGACAGAACGUGAUUUUGGGUUUUUUCCUUUACUUUGGGACACGAUAGACCUAUUUAAUAUGCUAAUUAGCGGUCUAAUUAGCUAAUUAGGGUUAUCCUUGAGUUCCAAGGACUUUGAGCUUGAAGUGAGGGAAAGAUAGGUCCCUAACCUUGACUUAGAAAGGUCCAGAACGUGAUUUUGGGUUUUUUCCUUGAAAUGAAACAUCCCUACAACCCUCAGUUUGACCUAAUUACAUGGUAAUGACAUGUGGUCUUGAUGUCCAAUGCCCUUGACUUAAAAAGGUUUGAGAAUAAACUUUGAGUGUAAAAAGAUUGAUUUUUAGAGUUUGCUCUUGAAAAGUGAGGUUAUUUUUGACCCAUACUGUGGUUGUGUCCUUGGGGUACAUGAGCAUGAUCUUGAAGUGCGGCCAUGACGUGGGAAUAGCCAUGCCCUUGAGAUUGAGAGAUGUGUGUCGAAGGUUAUUUUCAAAUCAUAGUGGCCCUCACAUUGAAAUAAGGCCAUAAUUUCAUGGUGACUGUCAAUAAAUGAGUGAAAACCACAGCAUUAGCCAUGAAAAAUAGGCAGAUGCAAAUGCUUCAUGUGAGAAAAAGUUAAACUUACCCAAAAAAAGAACGAGUAAUCCAAUUAUCUCCAUUUCCAGUGAAUGUAAGUUUUAAUUUACAUAAUCCAAGCAAAUUCUUUGGAAGGGGUGUUUGAGUUUUGCAUUUGAGCAUCCAAGACAGCACAUAUUUUGCAAAAAUUCCUUCACCACGCAUGAUUUUUCUAUGGAGGCCGUGAUACAGCUGCGGUAGCAGUGUCUGAAUGACCUCCUGUUUCUAUUCACGAACAUCGGUAAAAUGCGGGAUAGCCAUAUCAUAAAGGAUGCAUUGUAAACGUUUCACCUGGAUUUCGAAUUAUCAUGCGGUCGCUUCUAUAGAAAAGAACGGCCCCGUUCCAAGUCAGCUGCCAUGAUUGCAUUUGCAUGCAUUGAAGAACCACCUUUUUUAGAAGAAUGUGUUGUUCCUCUUAGAGGAGCCUGAUCGAAUUUACAUACAGGGCAGACGUUUUCGUAGAGACGCCUUCAGUCUAGCCAUUAAGUCUAAGAUCACGUUCGCAUAUGUCCGGCAGAUGGUUGAUAGACACUGUAAAAGGCUUAAUAUGAAAAAAACCCACCAAAAAACAGUAUUGUUUUCUCAUCAGCUGCCUUUGGAAAGUGUGCACACUUUCAAAGCAAUCAAACAUGACGUAGCGUGGCCUGCUGCAGCACCUCAUGAGGACAAGAUCAGGCUGCGUUUAAUGAAUAGUAAAUGUUUGACUAUAGAUAAUGAAACAGAUGAUGGUGUAUUGUUUCUUUUCGAUAUUAAUUGCCAACGCUGCAAAAUUUGGAGGGAAAAUAUGUCAAUGGACUUUGUUUUGUAAAAAGGCAAGACUGCUGACCGCCAGGUGUUGUUUUCACUGACAGUGGUGUGUUUUAAGAAGCAAAGUUUUUAAAGACAAAACACAUGUCGCACGGUUGACCUUGAGCGUUAAGAUAAAAGCCGGUGAAAUGAUGGACACAUCAUCAGUUCAUCUGAACAGUGCAAGAGAGUGUGCUUGCCGUUUGUGCCAAAUGCCUUUUUUUGAAAGUUUGAAAUUUCGAACCGUUAGUGUACCUGUGUGUGAGUGUGUGUUAAAAUUUCCGACUGGAAAUCGCGGAAAAUCAUCUUUGACAUCUGAAUUCAUAAGGACCCCAAGCGAAAACCUGUAAAAAUGUUCAAGAAGUUUAGUUAUGCAGAUGCAGUGACCGGAAAAGACGCUAGCGUUGGACUCAUAGAUUCAGAGGACGAAUUUACGGAUGCGACGCCUUGGGUAACGGUUGAACGAAAAAGGAAAAGACCUUCUCGUUUGGCUCUUAACAAGAAGAAGAAACGAAAAGCCACACUAGAACACCCGCUACCCACUGCCCAGGCGCCAAAACUACCUGUAGUGUCAGGUCCAACAGGGAGAGGCCUACAGAAAAAAACAGACAAACAAGAAACAUCGAAAACACAGAUGUGCAGUUCCACGAAAAAAAGAAAAUCAUCACAUGCACUUCCAGCGUCAACUACGACCGCAGCCGCAGGGCACCCACCACCACCUACCCCUAGUGAUAAGACAGACGACGACGACGACACCCAAAUGCAAGGUUCUAAAACAGCCGUGGACCGUCUGAUGGGUGUCGUGAACACCAUACUAAACGAGAGGACAUCGAAGGGGAGGUUUGGACUACCAAGUGCAAUGCAUGAGCCGCAUGAGUAUGACAAGGUUGUUCAACAAAUCAACCCUUUCAUUAGAGCAAAUGAUAAUGAUAAUAUUGAGGAAGAUGUGCACAAAUGUGAGGGGGAGUCAGAACAGGUAUUACAUUCUGUGCAGAGCACUUCUGCCUCUUCUUCUUCUUCCCCGUCUAGAGGUGCUAAUGCAGAGGAGGUAAUUAUAAUUCCCGACACCCCCUCUGAGGAACGCAUCGCCCCUUCACAAAUUCCAGGGUCGUAUACAUGUAUUGAUGCCGUUGCUGCGGUUGUUUCAGCCGAUGCGGCCCCUUAUGAUAUAGACGCUAGUCUAUAUUUUCCCCUUACACCUCCUGGAGCGCCAGGUGCAGUGCCGUUGCAAGAGGGUGAAGGGGCUUUACCUUGGUUACUUAGCCCGUCUCCAUCUGCUAAUGAACCGCAGCAGCAGCAGCAACGGCAGGAACCGCAGCUAGACGCAAACGAGUAUUGCGUGCCACCUGUUAACCCUAUCGAGGGUUUACCUGUGACCCAUGAUACCUCAGAUUAUCCUGAUCUAAUGGACUUGCUAUCCUGUGAUAUGGUCCAAAUGGUAUCGUGUGACACAGGUGAACACACCUCACAGACGGUAUCACCUCCAACGCUAUCAACCCCUACAUUUUCUGUUGCUGAUGAAAAGGAACUGGACAGGAAAAUAGUUGAACAGCUUCAGAAUUGCACGAAGCUGUUUGAUUAUCUUGCGAAUGGACAGUUGGGACUUGAGACGGUCCAGAGCAGUCAAAACAACGAUGAUGUUGACCUUCAAAUGGCUCUCGAAACAUUGCCUGAACCGGAGCGAUCUAACACAGAGGUUCUUCACACCUCUCAAGUCGCAACGACUUCAGACGCUUACGUGUACCCUUUGUACAAAAAACCUAAACGGAAAAUUCCUUUUCGUCAGCAGAAGAAAAAAAAAUGUACGCCCGAAGGUGAGCGCCCGAUUCUGAGGAGUCUUUUAUCUGAGGGCAAUAUAGCGGAGCCUUCGGAUGUCGGAGCUCGUUACGCUCCAGGGAAUACUGUCAAUAGCCCGUAUCCUUUAAAAGUCCCCGAUUCCCCGGAGCGUAACGUCGCGUCACAUCAGUCUUUUUUAGAUUUAGGCCGUCACAACAAAAUAGGCCCUUGACGUUGUUGCAGUCUGGAGGUAAC
Lineus longissimus is the source of this 3709-nucleotide messenger RNA. RefSeq lists its product as uncharacterized. The transcript has 6 exons. Lineage: Eukaryota; Metazoa; Nemertea; Pilidiophora; Heteronemertea; Lineidae. The coding region runs from base 2031 to 3686 and encodes 551 amino acids. The record is from RefSeq and is a predicted model, not a curated record.